AAUGUUACCACGACGUAAUGACAUCACGGCCGCAGCUCUGAUUCCUGUAGUCCAGUUCCUUCUUCCUAGUUCGUCACACUGCUUGUUUCUUCCACCGGCCAGCAGAACGGAGACGCGAAGACUACAAUGUCUCAUCAAACGGGCAUACAAGCGGCGGGGGAGGUGAGGGAGAUAUUCGCCAAGGCCAGGAACGGUGGCUUGCGUCUCAUCAAGGUGGUCAUAGAGAAUGAGCAGCUAGUGCUGGGCGGCACCAGGCCAGUAAGCCAGAAGUGGGACCAGGAGUACGACAGCCACGUCCUGCCUCUUCUGGAUGACCUGCUGCCCUGCUACCUCCUCUACCGCCUGGACUCCACCAACAACCAAGGCUACGAGUGGAUCUUCCUGGCCUGGUCCCCCGACCACUCACCGGUGCGUCAGAAGAUGUUGUAUGCUGCCACUAGAGCCACACUGAAGAAAGAGUUUGGUGGUGGACACAUCAAAGAUGAGAUCUUUGGAACAACUAAGGAUGAAGUGUCCCUCAGCGGGUACAGAAAGUACCAAGUCUCCCAGGCGGCUCCACUCCCUCUGACCGCUGCUGAGGAGGAACUCAGACAGAUCAAACUAAACGAGGUGCAGACAGACAUUGGUGUGGAAACCAAACAGCAGACUUUGACAGGAGUGGUGUUCCCCAUGCAGAGAGAUGCUAUCCAGGCUAUGGAGCAGUUCAGAGACAAAAUAAUCAACUAUGUUCAGCUGGAGAUAGACUUCAGGAAUGAGUCUAUCAAGUUGUCCAGCACUGCACCAACAGAGCUGAAGGAGCUACCCAAGAGGAUUCCCAAGGACGCGGCACGCUACCACUUCUUCCUGUACAAACACAACCAUGAGGGGGACUACCUGGAGUCCACAGUCUUCAUCUACUCCAUGCCGGGCUAUAAGUGCAGCAUCAGGGAGAGGAUGCUGUACUCCAGCUGUAAAAACCCUCUGGUUGACACAGUGGAGAACAACUUACGCGUACACAUAGCCAAGAAGAUGGAGAUAGACAACGGCGACGACCUGACAGGAGACUUCCUUUAUGAGGAGGUCCACCCAAAGCAGCACGCCCACAAGCAGGCCUUCGCCAAGCCCAGGGGCCCGCCGGGGAAGAAGGGAGGACGCAGGAUCACACGGGCUCCUGGGAAAGGAGACGCGGACGAGUGACCUCGAGCCUGAAACACCCCUCCUUGUAAUUCCAAAAUGGAACGGUCCACAAAGUAGUUAUUUUAACAACCCCCUUGUUGUGAAUCAUUUCCUUAACACUCCUUUAACUCUUUAGACAUCCAGGUAGACUGAACUAUGCACUCAGACCAGAUACUAAAAGCCAUAUUAACACUCCGCCCCAAAAUUUGUAGCAUGUCCAACAGUAGGCUUCUCAGUAGUGUGUGUCCAUGGCUGCAUGCACGGGAAUGUAGAGCUAGAAGGCUGUGAAACAAGGACUUCCCCCUAUAGAAGACCCCUUGUUUAUAGCCUGUUGGUAGACUAUUAGAUGAAGCCAUAUGUAUGCGAAGCCUAAUGCUUUUAUACUGUUUGACGUGUGUAUGGAGCGUGUUUAUACAAGCCUAGUUUAAUUUUAAUAUAGAGUAUAUGAAUCUUUCAUUCAGUAUAUUUGUAAAAGGAACAGGGAUCAGCUAGAAAUCUGUUUUAGUGGUGCUGUAGAGAGCAUCCUGUGAUUAUAUUUAGCAUUCUUUUACUUAAGAAUGAAAUCAUAGAGAAGCUAUUUUUCUAUGCUUGUAAUAUUCUGUGUGUGUUAGUGAGGGUGUUUCCUUCUUAGCUGUCACAGCCUGAAGGUAAAGAAAUGGCUGGGAUUCAGCCUAUUGUUUAGCCAAACAAAUUUAGUUUGAGAGAGUCCCAGAUCAGGUGUAACUACAUUUCACAUUGGAGGACCAUCCCAUAAUAUGCAAUGCAUUUGAACCACAGCAGUGCAGCAGCUUUUCUACUUGAUAACGUCACGUGCAUGUGUUGUAAGGAAGGAGAUACAAGCAUUGGGUCAGGUACGAUCCCUCACAAUAUCGUUUGAGUUUAGGAUGUGAUGUAAUCAUAUAUCUGUGCUUUGGGUCAACUUGACUGUGCAUGCGUAGUAGUUACGCACAUAGUAAGGGAAUUGGAUGACAUUCCCCGGUCUUCGUUGAUGUGAACCACUGUUACCCAAACUACCUGUAGAGGGCGUUUCAUUGUGAAACUAUCAUUCUUUAAACUAUCAUCAUGUCUCAAAUUAUGUUUUUUCUAUGGAUCAAAUGUCAAAAAAAGUGAAGGAUAAUAAACUAUUUAAAUCACAA
Molecule: messenger RNA, 2291 nt
Organism: Osmerus eperlanus (European smelt)
Lineage: Eukaryota; Metazoa; Chordata; Actinopteri; Osmeriformes; Osmeridae
Gene: twf1b
Product: twinfilin actin-binding protein 1b
Exons: 9
Coding region: 127-1176 (349 amino acids)
Biological process (GO): actin filament depolymerization; positive regulation of neuron projection development; regulation of lamellipodium assembly
Cellular component (GO): actin filament; cytoplasm; myofibril
Molecular function (GO): actin monomer binding; actin filament binding
Source: RefSeq, a predicted model, not a curated record